Messenger RNA from Hypanus sabinus (Atlantic stingray), 1333 nucleotides. It is a transcript of the gene pih1d1, whose product is annotated as PIH1 domain containing 1. The transcript is spliced from 10 exons. NCBI's taxonomy places the organism in Eukaryota, Metazoa, Chordata, Chondrichthyes, Myliobatiformes, Dasyatidae. Gene Ontology annotation, biological process: rRNA processing; box C/D snoRNP assembly. Bases 138 to 980 code for a protein of 280 amino acids. The record is from RefSeq and is a predicted model, not a curated record. Gene Ontology annotation, cellular component: R2TP complex; cytoplasm; ribonucleoprotein complex.
GCCCUUUUAAUUUUAGUGCUUGUUGCUCGGGGAGCGGAAGGAGACUUGCUCAUAGCAACAGGACCGUUUAGUGCGGCAGGCUUUGAUACCCAUCUGGUGAUUAUUGACAGUUCUUCCUGGACUUUACAAGUUGGACCAUGACAGCGACAACAGACAAAAGCCUGCUGUCAGCGGAGAUGCAGGACGAGGAUGCACUCUAUGAACAACUGCUACUCCAGGCUGCAAAAGAGAUGCAGAGUAAACUUCCAGCAACACAAGAAUCUAAGCAGAUCAGACCACAGCCAGGAUUCUGUGUGAAGACAAAGACGAGAAGCAGCGAGAAGGUUUUCGUUAACGUUUGCAAGUCCGAUGAAAUCCCACCUCCUCCAGAUUUGUCUGAGGAGGACUUAGUGACCUUGUUGGAAUCAGAAGAUCCUUCAGGAUACCGGAUUCCCAUGAGCCUCGGCGAACCUCAUGCCGAAGUUGACAACAGUGGUAAUGGAUGUACUGCAUAUGACAUUGUCAUCAAUUCUAAAUUUUACAACAAAAUUCAGAACAAUAAACUCUUCAUGGAAUUCUUUAUUACUAUCGGGUUUGAAGGAUUAGAAAACAAGUAUAACUUAGAGCUUUCCAGAGAAUGGCGAAUGUUGAAAAACAGGAAAUUUCUGGGAUCUGUAGCAGAACAGAACAUCAGAACAAAAUCAAAACCUAUCAUCCAGGAACUGAAAUCCAGCACCCAGUCCCCAGAAAGUGACACAAAGCCUCUUGUAUCAGAAGUGGAAAGAACUUGUGUGGAACCGGAAUAUAUGAUAGUGGCUGAGCCCGCAGACCGGCACCCCAGCUUUCUGGUAGCAAACGUUUCCUUGCCAAAAGUGAGCUAUAGAGUACUUUGCGUAGUGGUUACCGUUACACAUUACAGCACCAGCGACCGGGGUUCAUUUCCCGCCUUUGUCUGGAAGGAGUUUGUAUGUUCUUCCCGUGACUGGGUGAGUUUUCUCUGAGUGCUCCGGUUUCCUCCCACAGUCCAAAGGUAUACGGCUUAAUUAGUCACAUGGAUGUAAAGGAAGGUGUAAGCCUUUUGGUCCAAAAGAGUCUGUUAAAGUGCUCUAUCUCUAAAUAAAAUAAAUGGAGCAAUUAAGCAGAGAAUCGGGCCCUCAGGCCCACCAUAUCCAUGCCAACUGUUGAGUACUAUCUGUACCAACCACAUUCACCAUCACAUGGACCAUAGGCUCUGGAUGGUUCACUGAUUCAAGUGCUGAACUGACUCCUUCUUUAAUGUGGGAGGAUCUGUCUGUACCACCCCUGGAUCUCCCUGCCUUCCCCCGCCCUGCGGGUCUCCCUACCCCCCCACCCC